Molecule: messenger RNA, 7355 nt
Organism: Cyanistes caeruleus (blue tit)
Lineage: Eukaryota; Metazoa; Chordata; Aves; Passeriformes; Paridae
Gene: COL17A1
Product: collagen type XVII alpha 1 chain
Biological process (GO): extracellular matrix organization
Molecular function (GO): extracellular matrix structural constituent conferring tensile strength
Source: RefSeq, a predicted model, not a curated record
AUAUGAAGGGUAGGGUGAGGCAGGAAACCACGACACGCCUUUGUUGGGACUUGUAUAAGAGCACAGGAAUAGAAAAGCAAAAGAAGGGCGAGAAUAAAACAGGAUAAAUAAAGAAGAGGUGAACAUUUUUGGAUGAUCGCUCGGGUUCCACACACCUUUGGAAGGACAUGAUAUAAAGUGUAGGUGGCAAAUUUUUGGUAGAAGGGAAGCAGUUAAGGAGAAAAAAAGAUUUUCAUUUCAGUAACCAAAGCAAUCCAGGUGGCAAUGAUAUGGAUUCUAUAACAAAGAAAACGAGGCAAGAUGGAUCAGAAGUUACUGAAAGACUUAUUACAGAGACUGUAACCACAAGACUGACAUCCUUGCCACCCAAAGGAGGAAGCAGCAGUGGGCUCAAAACAUCAUCCCACACUGGAGGGAGUGGAGUGGAAAAGCGGUCGUACAGCCAUGGAAGCUAUGUGACCUCAAGUGGAAGUGGUAGAUUGAAUUCAACAUCAUCAUCCUCCAGCUACAGACAAGCCCAGUCUCCCAGUUCUACUCUCACCAAAUCACCUGGCUCAACAUUUGAAAGAAAAACCUAUGUCAACCGCCAUGCAACAUAUGAAGGGAGCUCCAGUGCCAACUCUUCUCCUGAGGUUCCCAGAAAAGAUUUUGCAUCUGCCUCUACAAGAGGGAGAAGCCAAAGUCGAGAGAGUGAAAUACGAGUCCGACUGCAGAGCGCAUCUCCCUCUGGCAGAUGGACAGAGUUGGAUGAUGUGAAACGUUUGCUGAAAGGAAGUCGAUCUACCAGCUGCAGUCCUACUCGGUCACCAUCCAGUACACUCCCAAUACCGAAAAAGGCUGUGGUGGAGACGAAGAUGGUCACUGAGAGCUCUCAGUCAGUGUCGGGGACAUAUGACACAACCAUACUGAAUACUGCCCUCCCUUCAUACAUGUGGUCUUCCACUCUGCCUGCUGGGUCUUCCCUUGGUGGAUACCAUAACAGCUCUUCCUUGAUCAAUGCCAUGUCUCACUCUACAGGAUCAGUUUUUGGUGUUCCAAAUAACCUGGCCCCCAGCAAUCAUACUCUGAAUGCAGGCCUGAGCUCUUCCUCUACAGUAUUUGGAGUCCAAAACAACCUGUCUCCAAGCUCUUCUUCUGCAACCCAGAAUGCUACAGCAGCCUCUACAGGUCAGCAACAAACAUAUGGGAUAAAGAACACUUCUCAGAGCAACACCAUGGCAAGUACUGGUGUGUCUGCUUCAGCAGGAGGAACUGUUUUGAGCUCCCAGGGAGAUGAUGUUCUGCGCAAAGACUGCAAGUUCCUGCUGCUGGAGAAGGAGAAGGCACCAGCAAAGGAGAUGGAGCUCUUGGUCAUGUCAAAGGACACUGGCAAAGUCUUUAAUGCUUCUAACACUGGGCUUAAUGGAGGAUCUUUUGUAGAAGACACCUUGAAGAAAGAGAAGCAGGGAUUUUCCUCCUCUUAUGCUACAGAUACUGGCCUAAAAUCAGAUGCAAAUGGAGGGCUGAAAUCCAUGCCAAAAAGGGACAAGGAAACUUAUGCAGAAAUACGAAGUGGUGAUGCAGGAGGUGCAGUUGGAUCAACACCAUCCUGGUGUCCCUGUGGUUCCUGCUGUAGCUGGUGGAAAUGGCUCCUGGGUUUGCUUCUAGCCUGGUUGUUUCUCCUUGGACUGCUUUUUGGACUCAUUGCUCUGGCUGAAGAAGUGAGAAAGCUGAAAUCUCGUGUGGAAGACCUGGAAAAAAUUAAUGGUGGUCUCCUGGCAUUUAACCAAGGGAAUUCAAAAAUAGAAAAGGAUGUUUCAAGAGUAGACUUUCUUCACGGUAACUCACUCUCCUCCACCUUCCCAUAUGAAAAUGAAGAGUCAGUCUGGUUGAUGGUGAAGAGCAGACUGAAUAAGGAAAUAGAACGAGGCUACUUCCGAGGGGAGAGAGGAGAACGUGGUGAGAAAGGUGACAUGGGAAUACAAGGUCCCAAAGGUGACCGAGGACUUCCUGGUGUCCAAGGCAUUCCUGGUCCAAUUGGGCAUGCAGGACCAGAAGGACCAAAAGGACAGAAGGGAAGCAUGGGUGAGCCUGGCAUGGAAGGUCCCAUGGGACAAAGAGGUAGAGAAGGAAUACCAGGGCCUCGAGGGGAGCCAGGACCACCUGGAUUUGGAGCAAAAGGAGACAGAGGUCCUGUUGGUGAGCCAGGUCCGCCAGGGCCACCUGGACCCCCAGGUUCUGCUGGCCUAAAAGGUCUCAUGGGUUCUCCAGGCCCACAAGGCCCUCCAGGUCCUCCUGGCCUACAAGGAUUUAGAGGUGAAGCAGGACUUCCAGGUGCUAAAGGCGAAAAAGGAGCCAGUGGACCCCCUGGACCCAAAGGUGAUCAGGGUGAGAAGGGUUCUCGUGGAAUGACAGGUGAACAAGGCUCAAGAGGAAUACCUGGACCUCCAGGAGAGCCAGGGGCUAAAGGACCUGUGGGACAAGCUGGUCGUGAUGGACAGCCAGGUGAAAAAGGUGAACCAGGCCUUAUGGGAAUGCCAGGUGCCAGAGGCCCUCCAGGACCCACUGGAGAUGCUGGAGAGCCAGGUCUUACAGGACUCCAAGGACCACCAGGGCUUCCAGGCAACCCCGGCCGACCAGGAGCUAAAGGAGAACCUGGAGCUCCAGGAAAAGUCAUAAGUGCAGAGGGUUCAUCAACUAUUAGUCUGCCAGGCCCACCAGGUCCCCCAGGCCCACCUGGCCCCACUGGUCCCCCAGGUGUUCCAGGUCCUGUUGGACCAGCUGGUCUUCCUGGACAGCAAGGUCCACGGGGUGAGAAAGGAUCUCCAGGUGAAGCUGUGGUAGAAACCAUCAGAACAGAAGUCUCAUCAUUAGCAUCUCAAAUGCUAGGAGAUUUACAAGGGCGAGCAGGACCACCAGGUCCCCCUGGACCACCAGGUGAAUCUGUACAGGGACCCCCUGGACCUCGUGGUCCCCCAGGAGAAGGAUUGCCAGGACCUCCAGGCCCACCGGGGAGACCGGGAUCAUCCAUGUCCACCUCAGAAGCAUUCUUCACAGGCCCACCAGGUCCACCAGGACCACCAGGCCCGAAGGGAGACCAAGGCGAACGAGGUCCACGGGGAUUCACAGGAGAACCGGGUGAUCCUGGUCUUUCAACAUUCUCCUCCCACGGUGAAAGAGUCACCAUACAGGGACCCCCAGGCCCACCUGGCCCACCUGGACCAAAAGGUGAUGCAGGUGUCCCAGGUGCACCUGGCAUCCCGGGAGCAUCUCGAGGUGGAUCCAGACAAAUUCAGGGACCCCCAGGACCUCCUGGGCCACCUGGUCCUCCUGGCCCAAGUGGAGGUUCAUCUCAAGAUAUUCAGCAGUAUGUCACUGACUACCUGAAGAGUGACAACGUCAGACAUUAUUUGACUGGUGCCCAAGGCCCACCAGGCCCUCCAGGCCCACCCGGACUUAUCACCACUGCGGAUGGGGUGACCUUGGAUUAUGCAGAGCUGGCUACCCGUGUCAUGAGCUAUAUGACAAGCUCUUCAGGUCGCUAUGAGUCAUUUUCUAGCUCAGUAUCCAGUACAUCCACUUUGUAUCAAGAACUUCUGGGCCUGCUGCAAAGAGAAGAAAUUCGUCAGUACCUCAUUGGACCCCAGGGCCCACCGGGACCUCCUGGGCCAGGGGGAGAUGGAAUGUCUCUGUCACUGGAUUAUGAUGACCUGACCAGGAGGUUUAUCAACUACUUGUCAAAUUCUGGGAUGAGCAUUGGACUGCCUGGACCACCUGGGCCUCCAGGGUCACCUGGUAUAUCUUACAGUGACCUGACAGCGUACCUGCGAAACUCUGAAUUCAGUGGUGUUGUUGGGCCCCCUGGUCCUGCAGGUCCCCCAGGACCACCAGGGAUCCCUGGAUCACCAGGCACCUCUCUGGAGGACAUUUCUGCCUACCUUCAAAAUGUUGGAUACUCUUCCCUUUCUGGAGUCCGGGGCCCACCUGGCCCUCCUGGCCCUCCAGGACCACCAGGUUUCUCUGGAACCGGCCUCCUGUCCUAUGCUGAUAUCACCAACAGCGACGAAUUCAGGAGCGAGCUGAUCCAGUACCUGAAGAGUGAUGAAAUUCGAAGCUACAUCUCAGGACCCCCUGGCCCCCCUGGGCCACGGGGACCACCAGGACCCAAAGGAGACAGCGGCUUUGUGUCUGAGUCUAUGUCUUCAUCGUACCAAGGGUUACGAGCUUCUGAGCACUUGCAUGGAGGAUCCCUUGGUGCUGAGGACUCCCACGGGGGCUCACUGGGCACAGGCAGUUCCAGAAGCAGCAUGUCCUCUUACCAUGCCUUAGUGGGCAGCAAUGGUGCUUACGAUGCCUCCAUGGGCAUUGAUGGGCUGCUGACAGAGGAAGAAUCACACAGGAGAUCAGCAGGGUCAAGCAGAUCCUACAGCAACUCCUUUACCGGUUCCCUGGAUUACAACGAGCUGGCACUCCGCGUGUCAGAGAGCCUGCAGAGCCGAGGUAUUCUCCAGGACCUGAUGUCUUACACUGCACAGGGCCCUGCAGGUCCCCCAGGCCCUCCUGGUCCCCCUGGCAUCAGCAAGGUCUUUGCAGCCUAUGGCAAUGUCACCGCAGACCUCAUGGACUUCUUUAGAACACAUGGUGCCAUCCAGGGGCCACCCGGUGAAAAGGGGGAGAGGGGUUAUCGAGGACCCAAAGGUGACCCUGGGCCGAUGGGCCCACCAGGACGACAAGGGCACAGGGGACCAAAAGGAGAGAAGGGAGAGAAAGGUGAACAACUGUAUGUUGGCAGAAGAAAAAGAAGUGUUGGUGUUUAAGGGAAAGAGGUAGCUCAGUUCUGCACAGGGCAACACUCCCAGCAGCCUGUAGAGAAUUAGCCUGAGUCUUCACUGCCUUAAUGCUGAAACAUCCUCACUGCUCAUCUGACCCCUUAGAGUUGAUAGUUCAGAUCUGAAUGUCUCUUGUGUGUGUCCAGCAUGGCCCUAGUGUGGGUGUUUGCUUCUGUUACUGAUGUUUGGCUUUGUGUCCCUGAGCUCCCAGGCUGAUGUCCUUGGGCUGACAAAGGCUGCCUGUCUCACAUAGUCCAGGCUUCUUGUACUACUACCACCUAUGUAAAAACCUGUUAUUUUUUUAACUAGACAACUCUGCAGAAAAAGGAAAACAAACAAUCCCAUCCCCACUAAAUGCAUGGUUUGUCAGGGAUCAGAUGCAGCCCACAAAGCUGUGUGAGAAACCCUGGCCUUGCAUUGCCCUGGGAUUCCCUCUCCACAAGCUCUGCUAAUCCUAAGUGGAGCCCAUUUAUAGCAGCUCAGCAAGACAGGACACACACAGGGGCUGAACCAAAGCACUUUUAAAUGUAAUUUGUUUAUCUUUUAAAAAUAUUUUUGUAUUGUUUUCUGUUUUUUAAACACUGGUGAAAAAUAAUCUUUAAGUAAACAUCCCAAUUACAGUGUAUUUUUAACCCCAUCCCUGAACUAUUCAACAUGGCCAUUCUGUGCUUGCAGGUUGUUGUGGGGCAGGGUGAGGCACCUGAGAUGGGUAUGAGGUACAAUGGUAAACACAGUGGCACAACAUUAAAUACUUUUGUUUUCAGUUAUUUUAAACAUUGUAAAUAAUCCCCUUUACUCAAAUGCUUGUACAAAUCCCCCUGUAUUUCAUGCAAAUUUUCUAUCAACAAAACUGAGGCGAUCUCAGCAAACUGUGAUUUUAUUGUAUUUACAGCAGAAUUAUUACAAUAUUCUACAGAAAGCCAUGAAAUCAAAUUACUUUGAAAAACAAGACAAAAAAAAACCCCAAAACUGUUGUAUGACUGCUACUGCAAGUUCACUUCCAUGAGCUGUACAGAGACCCUUAGCCAAUUAUUCAUCCAUCUCAUGAUUUUUGGUUGCUUUCUGUAAGGCAAAAAUAACUUGGUUUGCAGUUAACACAAAACAUUCAACAAACUGCUGGGAGAACACGAGGCCGGCAGUGCCUCAGGCGCGUGUUUGGUCACAGGAUGCUCCUGCUCUUGUGAAGCCUGCUUGGCUUCCUGACAGAAAAUGGGGUGACAGUUCAAUAUUAGAUGCCACUAAAUGUCCCUUCCUAGUUUCUGUUCUUUCCACCAUUUUAGGACUGAUUCUCAUUACCAAAGAGGCUUUACCACCUAAAUGCAAAUGUGGAAGACUUUGUUAAAUCACACCCUGGACUCACCCACUCCCUUCUGCUUUCAGUACAGGGAAAGCACAUGAGCCCUUUCUUGUGGGUUGGGCUUGAGCAUGUUUGUGCUUAAGGGGUUUUCCUCUGGCACCACCGAUUGCCCAAACACCAGAUGUGCAAAUGAGCUACAGAAAAAACAGCACAGGGACUGAGCUGGAAAAAAGGGAUGCAGAACCAGUAAAAGUUCUGUAAAGAAACACGGUAAUUUCCUUUGUCUUCACCUUCCCUUUACCUGUUCUCAUCUUUCUCAAGACUGAGAAAUGAUGGGGCAUCCUAGCCUUGGCUUGCCUGUGAACGAGGAAGGUUAAUUCUCUCUAAUCUUACUUCAACUGCUGUGAAGAUGGUAGAAGUAGUCUGGGAAUGGGAAAUUUGCAUGGACACAUCAAUGCAAGGAAGUUUCAGAAAUCCAGAAGUACAGAUUUUGAUGUAAAAUGACCAGAGUGUAAAUGCUAACAUAACUUACUGACACAGUGAUGGUCCUAAACACUCCCCCCUGCCCUGCCCUUUUCUCCAACAACAAGUCACUGUCCUCAAACUUGCCCCUCUUCACUGCAGCAGAUAAUCCAAGAAGCAGUAGAUCAGUGGAAGCAACUAGCACUGAGUUCAUUUGUACAUUUCAGUUUUCAGCAAAAACGUAUUUCUGAGGUCCUGGGAGCUGCAGCUGCACAACCGCUCUGAAAAUCAGGCUGCCCAAAAGUGGACUUAAGUGCCUGGAGUUAAAGACCUUGAAUCUUUCCUAUACCAAAGCAAGCUUGAAGUACUUGCAAGGCAGAUACUCUUUCAGCUGGAGAAUCAACUUCCUAUGUGAUACUGCUGUCACAAAAGACAUGGUGUGGCAAAAGCAAUUUCAUUGCUGUUUUGCUUAGGUCUUAGUUAAGGUGCUAUAUUUCCAAUUUUUAAGGAAAAGAAUUCAGUAGAAUGGAAUUAUCAUAAAGUCCUCUGGGAUAGAAGAAUAAUUUCUUUAACUGUGUGAUUCAUUAGAUAUUGAAUACACAUAAAUGCAAUUUUAAGAUUAUUAGCUUAAAAGAGUACCUGGAAAAAAGGAUGCAACUCAGACUGAACAUCAGUUUUUAAUGUGAUGUGAAAAAUCCCUCCGAGUGAAUGCUGAUGUCUGGACAGUGCCCCCCUGACACAAGGGAAUUUGAAUUCAGGUGCCAAUUCAAAUAAAGGUUUUCCUUCAA